Molecule: messenger RNA, 1347 nt
Organism: Phaeoacremonium minimum UCRPA7
Lineage: Eukaryota; Fungi; Ascomycota; Sordariomycetes; Togniniales; Togniniaceae
Product: putative nadh-dependent flavin protein
Exons: 1
Coding region: 1-1347 (448 amino acids)
Cellular component (GO): intracellular anatomical structure
Molecular function (GO): NADP binding; FMN binding; NADPH dehydrogenase activity
Source: RefSeq, a predicted model, not a curated record
AUGGCUGUUGUCAACCUAGACGAGGUUAAACCUCAGAAAGAAAAGCGUGAACAAAAUGGGCAGAAAGCAAUCCCGAGCACGGGUGCCCCAGGUGUACGUCUCUCCGGUCAUUGUCCUCCCAGAGAACUGACAGAGACCCUACAGGUCUCAUACUUCACACCAAUACAGAACUACCCCUCUGGAAGCGCCGCCAACCCCCAGCCAGAUGGAAAGCCUCUCCCCAAGCUCUUCACGCCCCUCCAGAUCCGGGGCCUGACCCUGCACAACCGGAUCAUGCUCUCGCCGCUCUGCCAGUACUCGGCCGAGAACGGCCACCACACGCUCUGGCACUUCCAGCACCUGGGCGGCAUCGUCUCGCGGGGCCCCGGGCUCGCCAUGGUCGAGUCGACCGCGGUCCUGCCCGAGGGCCGCGUCACGCCGCAGUGCUCGGGCAUCUGGCUCGACAGCCAGAUCGAGCCCCUGAAGCGCAUGACCGACUUUGCGCACUCGCAGGGGCAGAAGAUGGGCAUCCAGAUCGGCCAUGGUGGUCGGAAGGCAAGCACCGUCGCCCCCUGGCUCAGCAAGGGGGCCGUGGCGACGGAGGAGGUCGGGGGCUGGCCGAGCGAUGUGAAAGCCCCGUCGGCGAUCCCGUACGACAAGGAAUAUGCAGUCCCCAGAGCCAUGACGACCCAGGACAUCGAGGACUUCAAGGCCGCCUAUGGCGCCGCCGUCAAGCGCGCGCUGAAGGCGGGUUUCGACGUCAUUGAGAUUCACAGCGGCCACGGGCGUCUGCUGCAUCAGUUUCUCUCACCAGCCAGCAACGUGCGGACCGACAAGUACGGCGGCAGCUUCGAGAACCGGACGCGGCUCACGCUGGAGGUUGUCGAGCUGACACGUGCCAUCAUCCCGGAUUCGAUGCCACUGUUCAUUCGGAUCAGUGCCACGGAUUGGCUGGAGAACACGCCGUACGAGGGGCCCAGCUGGACCGUCGAGGACUCGGUGCGCUUGGCGCCUCUCCUUGCCGACCGCGGCGUCGAUCUCAUCGAUGUGAGCUCGGGAGGACUGCAUCCAGCGCAAAAGAUCGACCAGGUGCCGAAUUACCAGGCGCCGUUUGCGAUGAGGAUCAAGAAGGCAGUGGGAGAUCGAGCGCUGGUGUCAACGGUGGGCAGGAUAGUGAAAGGGAAGCAAGCCAACGAUCUACUCGAGGGCAAGGAUGGGGAGCCGUUGGAUUUGACGGCUGUGGGCAGGAUGUUCCAAAAGGAGCCGGGGCUGGUUUGGACUUGGGCAGAGGAGCUGGGCGUACAGAUCCACGUUGCUAAUCAGAUCCGAUGGGGAUUCUCAAGAGACAAGACUAUUGCCCAGAAGUAG